CGCUUGAUCUGCCCUUAUAUCAGUUUCAUUGAUCCCAGUGAUAGUUUUGCAGCUCGCUUUCUCUCACAUACUCUCACACGCCUCGCAAAAAUGAGCGACUCCAAGGCUCAAAAGUCCGCCUACGGCACUCCAUCUUCCGACACUGCUUUUCGCAAGACCUGGGAUCGUGAAGCGUACAACGAAAAAGCCGCUGUUGACGCAGCCAAAGCGAAAGCCGAAUCCAAAGCUCGUUAUGAGGCCAAACUUCUGGGCAAGAAAUACCACGCGCCAGUUGACUACAGCACCCUCGAGGCUACAACGUCGCGUACCCAGAGACUCGAUGUCGCGUCGCUGGUAGGGAAGACAACCAUUGUACCAGCGGGCGCAGCCAUUGGCAAACGUGGCCGUGGAGCUGGAUUCUACUGUUCUGACUGCGACCUUACGUUCAAAGACAAUAUACAAUUGGUGGAGCAUUUGAAUAGCAAGCAACACUUGAUCGCGACUGGUCAAAGUGGAGAGGUUGUACGAGCCGGCGUUGAAGAUGUCCGACUGAGACUGAGAAUGCUGUCACACAAACGGAGAAUGGAGGCUGAAGAGGAAAGAAAAGCAGGAGAGCUUGACCUCAACCAAAGACUUAAGACUAGAGAGGAAGAAGAAGAAAGGGAGAGAGAGGAGAGGAGAAGGAAGCGGAAUGAAAAGAGGCGUAAAACUGGAAAAAAUGGAGAGAAUGGGAUUAAACAAGAGGAUUCUUGGGAGGGCCGGCUUGGAAUUAUAUCUUGA
Messenger RNA from Coccidioides posadasii C735 delta SOWgp, 759 nucleotides. RefSeq lists its product as uncharacterized. Gene Ontology annotation, biological process: mRNA splicing, via spliceosome. NCBI's taxonomy places the organism in Eukaryota, Fungi, Ascomycota, Eurotiomycetes, Onygenales, Onygenaceae. Gene Ontology annotation, molecular function: zinc ion binding; nucleic acid binding. The record is from RefSeq and is a predicted model, not a curated record. Gene Ontology annotation, cellular component: U4/U6 x U5 tri-snRNP complex; spliceosomal complex.